Molecule: messenger RNA, 1716 nt
Organism: Cylicocyclus nassatus
Lineage: Eukaryota; Metazoa; Nematoda; Chromadorea; Rhabditida; Strongylidae
Source: the annotation of a GenBank genome assembly
AAGUUACAGCUGAUGGGAAGCGUAGAGUACGAUGACUACGACUACGAUUACGAAGCGAAUCUCACCGAUGCCGAGUACGAGGACCUCGUUCGGACCACUUUGUGGCCUCAAACGCUCGAGAAGACUUUCGUCGUUAUUCUUCUGACUAUGAUGGUCAUCGGCGUGAUUGGAAACACACUAGUCGUUAUUGUUGUCAUCUCGAAGAGAUCCAUGUGGAGCCAGAUGAAUAUCUUCUUGACAAACCUGGCCUGCGCAGAUCUACUCAUUCUAAUCUUUUGUUUGCCUCCGACAAUUAUCAACGACGUAACGAAAACAUUCUGGUUCUCCGAAGCUUGCUGCAAAUCUAUACUCUUCUUCCAGAACACGAGUGUCUACGUUAGUAUUCUAUCGUUGAUGUUCAUCACAUUUGAACGAUGGCGAGCGAUUACAUGUCCGCUGAAGAGUCCACUACAAACGACGAGGUACAUCAUUGUUGGAACUUGGAUUGUGGCAAUGCUAAUGUCUUCGCCAGAACCGUACACUCUUCACUUAAAACGGGCCGAAUUUCGACGGCCAAAUUUUUCGUCAACGUGGGGAACCCGCUGCAUCGCUUCGUGGUCUAGUGAAACAGAGCAGCAAUAUCAAAUCGUGCUCACAACAUGUGCCUAUUUGUCACCAUUGCUAUUCAUCUCAAUACUCUGCUUACAUAUGAGCAGAACGCUGAACAAGUGUGAAGUAACGGUCGGCAAGCGACAGCUAGCGAACCGAAAGAAAGCCGUUCGAAUGCUCAUCGCCGUCGUCUGUCUCUUCGCCCUAUCGUAUUUGCCCGUCCAUCUGCACAACAUCGCUGCGACUUUUGAUUUACUCGGUCGUGACCUACUCUUCAAGCUGUUUGAAUCCGUUGCUCUACAAUUUUAUGUGCAGUCGCUUUCGAAAGGAAUUCGCUCGCGUCAUGUGCUGCACUGUAAGUGGUAGGAAAGGAAGUGGAAGCAGCCGCAAGCUGCCUACCUCCGAGCGACUGAUACACUUCUCGGAGAACAUGCGGGUGGCGCAGAGCUCCAUACUUUGAUGUCUUUCGAGUCCUCUCGCGUGCAGAGGUUCAGCGGCUCCUCGUUCUCCUCUUGCUUGAUCUCGGUUUUCACGCUCGGCUCGCUGGAGACAGAGCGGGGAGAGAGCAAGCAGACUGGCGGCUUCUCCAGAAGCGACGCGAUGGACGCGUGCCUUUCGCGGAAUGACCUCGCCGGAGACGACACAUCGACGGCCACUGGCGCAGGAAUCGGCACGCACGUCGGAACCGGCGGAGGUGUUCGGAGCCGAUCGUUGUGCCACAUUCGGAGAGUGCGAACAUCGGCCAGCAGCGAAGGUGCGACCGCCAGCGUAGCCGGGCCGCCGACUCGCGCCAUCAACCACCAUAGCCGUUCGACCAGACGUGUGGACAGCGACGGAAGCGGCAGCAGCACAUCUUGUUGGCAGACUGCCAAGGCCGUCAGCAGAGAAGCACAGCCAACCGGCAGUGUCCGUAAGCGGUGCGAGAAGUGUGUCAGUGAGUGCGUCAGCAGCGGUGAAGCUGGCAGCGCCGUCUCUGCGCCAGGACCUCGAGAUGCGGAAGCCAGUAGGAGCACGUCGAACACGCAACUCUGAAAUUACUAGGCUUUUUUUUCAUUCUGCGGGUGUAACACGAGCUCAAUACUGUGAUACUCUUGGGUUAUUUAUGUGUUGAUAUGUUGAUAAACAUUG